UUCACAUUGAUUGUCUAUUCGGUGUUUACACUAUGCCGGUGUCUACAAAUCAUUUUCCAAAAAUUCCCAAAACUAAAUAGUUGCCUUGCACACAGAGUUCCAAGAUUAGGUUCUCCUUUAUCAUGUUCCUAUAAAUAGAUAGAUGGAACACUAAUUGUCAAUCAAUUAUUCUUGUGUUCAGUGCACUUUUCAACAAAGAAACAAAAAUGGAAACUACUUCUACAUUGCCAUGUACUCCUCAACCUGUAAGGUCAAUUAGCUUGCCCACUAGAGUGCACCCUUCUUCUCAAAGAGUUGAAGCACUCUUGAACCAUCUUAAAACUCAUCAUUCCAAGCCUGUUUCAAGCACCAUUUGCUUGGAAGCAGACACAAUUCAAAGUGAUUUGGUUGUGCUUGCAGAGCUAUACAACUGCAUGGAGGAACUCUUCCAAUCUCCACAGACUCAACAAGCUCUAUUGCACUACCAAAAUGGGAAACUAGUGGAAGAGGCAUUAAGUGGUUCUGUCACACUCCUAGAUGCAUGUAGUGCAGCAAGGGAUAUAUCUUUAGCUCUCAAGGAACAUGUGCAAACUCUUCAAUCAGCAAUACGUAGAAGAGGGUAUUCAAGCAUUGAAAGCAGCAUUUCUCAAUAUGACAGCUUCAGAAGAAAGGCCAAGAAAGAAAUUGCAAAGAACCUUGGAGCAAUGAAGAGAAUGGAGAACAAAGUUAGUUAUUUUUCUCUAACGGGUCAAGAACAGAACAUAACAUUCUUAGCCAGAGUUCUAAGAGAAGCAAGCACCAUCACCAUAUCAAUUUUUCGUUCUCUUUUGCUAUUCCUGUCCAUGCCAGGGCUCAGAACAAAAGGAUCCUCCUUGAUCUCAAAGCUAAAGCCAUUGAAAUUGUUUUCUUCAGAGAGCCAACAAAAGAACACUAAUGUUGUGGAACUCAAUGCUUUGUGCUCUCUUCUUGCAAGACGAAAACAAGGUGAUGCUAUUGCUGAAGUUCAAGGUGCAUUAAGAGUAUUGGAGACAUUGAAUGUUAGCAUUGAUGGUCUCGAGGGUGGAUUAGAUUGCAUUUUCAGACGUUUAGUUCAAAAUAGAGUGUCAUUUCUUAAUAUGCUUGCUCAAUAGCACAAAAAAUAUGAGUGAAAGCCAAACCCUUGUACAUGCUUAUGAGAGAUUGAGAGUGAUCAUGUGUAGUCCGCAUAUUAAAGGAUUUGCUCUCCUCAAAUCAUUACUUGUUUGAAAGAGAGCAUCCGCAUGAUUCAGAAUGAUAUUAUCAAUUCACAUUUUUU
This is a messenger RNA of Lotus japonicus, 1273 nucleotides long. RefSeq lists its product as uncharacterized. Lineage: Eukaryota; Viridiplantae; Streptophyta; Magnoliopsida; Fabales; Fabaceae. The transcript has a single exon. The record is from RefSeq and is a predicted model, not a curated record. The coding region runs from base 207 to 1109 and encodes 300 amino acids. Gene Ontology annotation, biological process: root development; shoot system development.